CGAAGCCAACAGGCCAGGACUGGUGACUGUAGGACAGUUUCGUCAACCUUAUCAUCAAGAUGGUAUCUAUCCUUACGUGUCAACCUCAUCCCAGAACCAUGGCACUUUACCCGCAAACAGUUUAGAUCAGACUCCAGUCUCUUCCAGGACAUGGCAGGGUUCUUUUGGGUUGCUUCCAGGACAUGCAGCUUCCCCAGUUUUUCCACAUAAAGAGGUUACCUUUCCAUCACUCAAGAGGUUUCCAACAGAGGUCACGUACACAGUCCUGCCUGCUGCCUCUCUGCCAAUUCUGCAAGGGUCUCAAACCAAUGCCGCUUUCCUUCCAAAAAACAGCAGCAACGCAUCUUCAAUGCCGUACUCACAAGCCAAUUGUCCAACAGCUGCACUGCAGCAUUGUUCACCACCUGCCCACAUAGAUCCUCUGACCAGCUAUGCUAGUCCUGCAGCUUCGACGUACACCCAGUGCAGCUUUUUCCAGAGUCCUCCAAUGCAGUCACCUUAUGCAGCUGAAUUUCUGCCCCCUAACUUGCCUUGUAAUACAUCUGAUGAAAAUGUGAAGCCAGAUUUAAAUCUUGAAGCUGCGUUUCAGAUUGUUGAUGAGAUGCAUUUGUCACCCGAAGAUGGACUGGUGAAAGCGGAACCUGUGGAGAUCCAGUAUUCAACCUCUCAGUCUAACGGAAGUCAGCCACUGCAGGUUAAUAGUGAGAAUAGUGAUACACCUUUGAUGGAAGAAAGCCAGCUGGAAUAUCUUACUCCUGUAGUUUCAGACUUAUCAUUUAUGGUGGAAGCAGAUCAAGCAGUAAUUUGUUCUCCAUCACAGCCUGCUGAAUUUCUUUGUGCUACCCAUACCACUGUGCCUGUAGAAAGUGCUGCUGCUGAAAUAGUGCAAGAAUCUGUGACCACACAGGAAGGGUGUGAAAAACUGCAAGAACAACCACAUCACUGCCCAACUCAACCCUCUGUAAUGUUUGCUCUGGAAGGACCAUUCAUUCCAGAGCAGGAGAAUACUAGUGUGAAAUAUGAAUUCAGUAUGUCAGAGAUAGAAGAGAGACAAUUCACUGCAGGAACUGAGCCUGUGAACAAACCUGUAGAAGAGAUGAAUUCAUCUGUAAUACCUGGAUGCAGGAAAAGACGACACAGUUCACACGACGACAAGUCCCUUGAUCUCCAUCUGCUGAUAGAUACAGCUUGCAAGCGGGAGUACCAUCCCAAGGAAGAAACAAGAGAGUGA
Balearica regulorum gibbericeps (East African grey crowned-crane) is the source of this 1231-nucleotide messenger RNA. It is a transcript of the gene HSF5, whose product is annotated as heat shock transcription factor 5. Gene Ontology annotation, molecular function: sequence-specific DNA binding; DNA-binding transcription factor activity. The record is from RefSeq and is a predicted model, not a curated record. Gene Ontology annotation, biological process: regulation of DNA-templated transcription. NCBI's taxonomy places the organism in Eukaryota, Metazoa, Chordata, Aves, Gruiformes, Gruidae.